Hordeum vulgare subsp. vulgare (domesticated barley) is the source of this 2319-nucleotide messenger RNA. Its product is annotated as serine/threonine-protein kinase RHS3-like. The transcript is spliced from 3 exons. Gene Ontology annotation, cellular component: cytoplasm; nucleus; plasma membrane. The coding region runs from base 336 to 2123 and encodes 595 amino acids. Gene Ontology annotation, biological process: protein phosphorylation. Gene Ontology annotation, molecular function: ATP binding; protein serine/threonine kinase activity. Lineage: Eukaryota; Viridiplantae; Streptophyta; Magnoliopsida; Poales; Poaceae. The record is from RefSeq and is a predicted model, not a curated record.
GACCCCUUCCUCCUCCUCUCUCCACCGCCACCACCACCACGCCUCUCCCUCCCCCUCCCACUUCCGCCGCGCCUGCGCCUGCGCGUGUUCCUUCUUAAAUUUAGCGAUGCCUCCUCUCCAUCCAUUCCCGCGCGCCUUCCCCGUCCCACCCCAGCCUCCUCCACGCCCCGUCGCCCUCCCCGCGAAACAACCACCUCCACCGUCGCCGCCUUCCCGCCCAUGGGACGGUGACCUCGCGCGUCUGUCCCCUUCCGAGACGGUGCCUUGCUGUGGCGUUUGCAGGGGCCGCAGAGGCACUGUUGCUCCGCCCUCAUCCGAUCCAUAUCUAGUUUCAGAUGAACUCCAGGUCAUACAACAAAUUGGACACCGUGAAUGACAAAAUGGAUUUCAACGCUCGUGGAAAUACCGCGUUCAAUGGCACCUUAGACCGCAAUCAACCAGGCGUAUCUGCCGAUCCGUCUACAGCAUCCAAACCAGCUGCACACUCACAGAUCCCAAUGGAUUUCAGCACUCGUGGAAAUACAUCGUUCAAUGGCGCCUUAGACCGGAAUCAACCAGGUGUGUCAGCCAAUCCAUCCACAGCAUCCAAGCAGGCUGCACCCUCGCAGAUCCCUUCUGAUAAGAAACCACGUCCCAAGAAAGAAGAUUUUGCUGACAAAGGAAACCCAAACUACAUGACAAAGCGUCUAGGUAAUCCGGCGGAGUGUCCUGCGCUGACACCAACAAAAGCAGUAUCCAGAGGCAUGAAUAGUAACAAACAUGAGAAACUUAGUGAUUCCGCUCUAACCGUCCGUCAAGGUAGCGCUGACAGUCCUAGAAGUAACAGCAUGGAUAGCUGCAUUUCCGGCCAUGUGAAGCAUCACACCGGAGGGGACUGCAGGUGGGAGGCCGUCCAGUUGGCCAGCUCCAGGGACUCCCCUCUCAGCUUAGUCCACUUUAGACUUCUGAAGCGCCUUGGAUACGGAGACAUUGGCAGUGUUUACCUUGUGGAGCUCAGGGGCACAGACACCUUCUUCGCGAUGAAGGUGAUGGACAAGGAGUCGCUCAUCAGCAGGAACAAGCUGAUCAGGGCGCAAACGGAGCGGGAGAUACUCGGCCUUCUCGAUCACCCUUUUCUGCCCACGUUGUACACUCAUUUCGAGACCGACAAGUUCUACUGCCUUGUCAUGGAGUAUUGCUGCGGCGGUAAUCUCCAUUCGCUUCGGCAGAAGCAGCUUAACAAGCACUUCUCCGAGCAUGCAGCCAGAUUUUAUGCCUCCGAGGUGUUGCUCGCGCUCGAGUACCUGCACAUGCUAGGCAUCGUGUACCGAGACCUCAAGCCCGAGAACGUGCUCGUCCGAGACGGGGGCCACAUCAUGCUGUCCGACUUCGACCUAUCGUUGCGGUGCUCCGUGAGCCCGAUGCUCAUCAAGUCAUCGUCGGUGCACGCAGGCCCCAACGGCAUCGAGAAAGGGCUUGCCGACACGGAGGGCAUCAGCAACGGAUGCAUCCAGCCGUCGGCGUUCUUCCCGCGGAUGCUGAGCAUGAGCAUGAGCAAGAGGAACCGCAACAAGACCAAGUCGGACCUCAGCCUCCACGGGCUCCAGACCAUGGAGUUCAACGCGGAGCCGACGGACGCGCGGUCCAUGUCGUUCGUGGGCACCCACGAGUACCUGGCGCCGGAGAUCAUCCGAGGGGAGGGCCACGGCAGCGCGGUGGACUGGUGGACCUUCGGCAUCUUCCUGUACGAGCUGCUGCACGGCAUGACGCCCUUCAAAGGGAACGGCAACCGCGCCACGCUGUGCAACGUGGUGGAGCAGCCGCUGCGGUUCCCGGAGAGCCCGCCGGUGAGCAACGUCGCGCGGGACCUCAUCCGGGGCCUCCUGACCAAGGACCCCGGGAAGAGGAUCGCGACCAAGAGGGGCGCAACCGAGAUCAAGCAGCACCCCUUCUUCGAGGGCGUGAACUGGGCGCUCGUCCGGAGCGCGCACCCGCCGUCGGUCCCGGACCCCGUGGACUUCAGGCAGUACUUAGGCAAGGAGAAGAAGGCGGCGGAGCGUGGCCUUGGCCACGUUCCGAGCAGCUUGUCGACGGGCGCUGUUGCCGCAGCCAAGACGGCCUCCGGCCAGUUCGAGUAUUUCUAGAACUGCAUCGGUUUUCUUGAGUACUUGUAGGACUACUGGGACACCAUAGAUACAGAUACCCCGUGAUCUUAUUGUCACUGUAAACCCUCCUGUACUGUACUGUACUGUGUACUGUACUGUUGUAAUCUCUGUUAUAUACCUGAUGAUGAGAUGUCUCAUUUUCUAACGGCUGCUAAUUGAACUAUGAAGUUUUGUA